Messenger RNA from Pestalotiopsis fici W106-1, 285 nucleotides. RefSeq lists its product as uncharacterized. NCBI's taxonomy places the organism in Eukaryota, Fungi, Ascomycota, Sordariomycetes, Amphisphaeriales, Sporocadaceae. The record is from RefSeq and is a predicted model, not a curated record. The transcript has a single exon. The coding region runs from base 1 to 285 and encodes 94 amino acids.
AUGAGCGAGCACACAAGCCGAGACGGCGCCAACUCCAAGGCAUCGGAACCGUCCACAGCCACGCCUACGCAGCAUGAAGGCAGCAAUCAGGCGCAAGAACCAGUUCGAGGUCAUGGCCGUGAUGAGGAUGGUGGUGAUGAUGCCGCCUCCCAGUCAAAAGAGACAGACACUUCUGCUCGAAAGCCGGUGCAGUUGAAGUCACACUUUCGCGGCAUGCCAAAGGAUUGGCCCAUCAACCGCAGUAAGUACCUUCCUACUGGUUCUUUGCAGCUUGAGAGUCAUUGA